AUGUUUUGCUGGGUGGUGCAGCUUGCCAGAGAAAGUAUAAAAGUAAUUGAUAUCUAUUUCAGUCACGAAUAUAUCACCUGUCGUCAUUCGUUAACGUCACUGGUUUGGGGCGGAACGCAAGAGGCGACGUUGGAAAACCAAAACCGAAUAGGGACAGUUGACAAACAAAAAUCAACAGAUAAUAUCCGAAAAGGGGACAGAGAAAAAGCGCAAAGGAUCCAUUUUCUCAUUCUAAUCCAAGUGACCCACUGGCAUCACCCACAUUUCUAUGCCUAUUUCCCAACAGCAAAUUCUCAUCCCGCGACCUUGGCUGAUAUUCUCUCGAGUACAAUUGCCUGCGUCGGAUUCAGUUGGUCGACUGCCAGCGAAGCAACUCUUGUUGCUGUUCUGUCAGCGAGGACGAAAUUUUUAAACAGAAUCAAAAAGAACAACCCUGGCAUAGAAGAUGGUGUUGCGCUCACUAAACUGAUUGCAUACACUUCACAGGAGACAUGGAACUGA
This is a messenger RNA of Acanthosepion pharaonis, 501 nucleotides long. The record is from the annotation of a GenBank genome assembly. NCBI's taxonomy places the organism in Eukaryota, Metazoa, Mollusca, Cephalopoda, Sepiida, Sepiidae.